Messenger RNA from Strigops habroptila (Kakapo), 3042 nucleotides. It is a transcript of the gene CCDC62, whose product is annotated as coiled-coil domain containing 62. The transcript is spliced from 14 exons. Bases 213 to 2318 code for a protein of 701 amino acids. NCBI's taxonomy places the organism in Eukaryota, Metazoa, Chordata, Aves, Psittaciformes, Psittacidae. The record is from RefSeq and is a predicted model, not a curated record.
GGGCGGAGCUUCUGCCCAACCGCUGCCCGAGGCGGCCACUCAACGGCUGGCGGGGGCGGGGCGCGGCCGUGACGUCAGGGCGAGAGCGCCGCAGCAGCCCCGGCGGGUGACCAUGUGCUUAGACCGGAGGCGGCCUCCAUGCCGAGCGUUGCGGUCAUCAGCAGUUACAGGUGUCCACUGAUGCCUGGUAGGGCUCAGGCUCCCGGUCCCCUAUGAAUCCAUCACUGCCACCUUCUGCUUCGCCCCAGAAAAGUAACCCAAGCCUUGAGAACAGCACCAUUCAGAAACAGAGGCAAGAGCUCCAGCUUUUAAUUGCAGAACUGAAAGACCGUGAUAAGGAACUCGAUGACAUGGUUGCAGUGCACCAGAGACAGCUUCUAGCCUGGGAGGAUGAUCGGCAGAAAAUACUGACUUUAGCAGAACGGUGCAACUUACUAAACAAUGAGCUGAACAAGAGAAAUGAAAUUAUAAAAUCACUGACCAGAAGGUUAAAGUUCUUAGAAUCUCAGCAGAGUGACAGUAAGACAGCACUUGAAAGUACACAGCAGAAGUUCAGAGAGCUGUCACAGAAAGUGACAGAUGCAACUGCUCACUGUCAGGCUCUGGAGGAGAAAAAUCAAAGUCUCCACUGCUCAGUUUUGGAACUGUCUGCUAAAACAGGCCAGCUGCAAGCAAGAGAACAGGAGCUACUUACUAUGCUUAAGCUGAAGGACGAGGCCAUACUUGAAACAACUGAUCACAUCACUGACUUUACGUCUAAGUUCAAAAAGGUGGAGAGUGCAUUGCGUGCAGCAAGGAUGGAGGGAUUCAGUCUCAACAAAGAAAAGCAAGACCUCAAACUGAGACUGAAAGAACUAGUACUCGAAACAAAUAAGCUGAAAGAUGACCUCUGUGAAAAGGUGAAAGAAAAUCAUAAGCAGCAGGAGGAAAUAAUUCACCUCAAACAGGAAAACGGCUGCUUGAGGAACGAGCUCACACUUGCUGUUGAGAAAGCAAAGAGACAGGAUCAACUUCUGCAGUUUGCAAAGUCUAAACAAGCACGGACUGACACGGAACUAUCAGGUUUGCGAAAGAUCUAUGUAAAACAGCAGCGUGACUUGCAAUUUCUUCAUGUCAAUUUGGAGAGCUCUCAGGAAUUAAGGCAAAAGCAUGAAAAGGCAGCACAUGAAAGGAGCAUAGAUAUGGCAUUCUCUGCCCCUGAAAGUAACAGCAAGACAGACACAGUUAGGACUGAGGGAACCCACGGGAUAUGCGAGGAGUGUGGAACUGCACAAGUUCCAAAAAGUAGGGUGAAACCCACCUCUGAGAUGUGUGAAGUAGAUAAUGGACUGUUACGGAAUGCGUCAGACUUGGAGGAAACUACCUCAGCGUACUUAAACCAGUGUCCAAAAGUUGUGAAAGUCUUGGCUGUCCUUACGGAAGAAGAAAAGCAGGAUGUUGCAUCAAGCUCCGAUGAGCCAGGCAGCCAAGUAUUUAGUGAGGCAAACAACACAAGGCCAUUGAGAAACAGGGAAAUCUCUGAGAAUGAAGUGGAAAUCAGAGACCAACAAACCUUUGAGUCAUCUUUACCUCAGCAUGAGCAUUGGCUUAAUGUCAGUUCUUGUGUAGAUUUGCAAAGUACUUUUAUCCAGAGCACCGCUGCAUCUGACCAAACUGCUGAUGAAAAUAAAACCAGGGAAGAGAGAACUGGAAUUCUGUUGGGCCAAAAAAGCAGAGAGACUCCUGCUGCAGUGCACAAGUCUGAAUCUGAUUCCUGUACUAAGAAGUUCUUCAUGAGAAAAGAUGCAUGGUGGAAGCCAGUAUCGGAUCCAGAAUGGUUGAAGAUUUUCAAACCCAUAAAAGGAGAUGGAAAUGUAUGGCAUGGAGGAGAUUGCAGCUGUCUCAGGACUGCACAAGAGAUGAAAUGUGCCCGCUUAAAAAGUGAAGAAAACGUGGAUCUGAAUUCUUUUCACUUGGAUUCUCCCUGUUUGACAUCCACCCAGAAAGGAGACAGGCCUCAAAGAUGUGAGAAAUUCUGUGAUGAAGAAUUCACGCUGGGGAUCAAUACCUUUUCAGUGACUAAGCCAACAAACAGAUGCUGCAACGCCACUGUGGACCGAGACACCAGUUCUCCCGUAAGUAAGCUGCAGCAUGCGCUGGCUGAGUCUCGACAGAUGGUUGCUGAUCUGGAGCUUAGCACUCUCCUCCAGGCGAGCCCUCGCUGCAGUCCAAACAGCAGCAACAUUAAUACGACAACAGAACUUGCAGAAGGUCUUCACAGAACCCAAUUAUCUGCUGCAGAAGAAAGAGAUGCUAAGCUCCCCUUCUUUUCUCUGUGAUGUUCCAUGAGUAUGAAGCAAAUGAAGACAUUUCCAAUCCAGAAUUAACUUGGAGACCUGAAAAUCAUCAUCCCAUCAGCUACGAUGGAAAGUUACCUCACUAUUUUUCCAUGCUUCUUUUGAGUGAAAGCCUCGCAAGCAGCAAAGAGAUGUGGCUCUGCAGGAAUAUAUUUUAUCUGGAAAUAAAACAUAGAAUAAUGCCAAGAUCAACAAAGCUAUUUUUAUAGCUGAGAGCUCAGGUUAAACACUAGCUUGGGUUUUAAGAAUCUCAAGUGCGUAAUUGUUAACAACGCAGGAACUAUUUUUCUUAUUCUUUUUUUUUAUGGUGGCUCAGAAAUAUUUAUAGAGUAUGACACAGCCAAAUGUUCCUUUUUUAUAUAGUUGAUUGUUUUAGUUCUGGACUUGUGGCCAUGUAGAGGGAGAUGAAUAAUGGUUAUAGGAAGUUCCCAAUUAGUGGUGUAGCCAGGAACUGCUCCUGCGUGGUUGAAACAGGAGAGUUGCCACCCAUGAGACGGGCACAACAUCACUUCCCUGUUGGGCACUGCUUGUUCUACCAAAAGCUUGUGUCAUGAGGUGUGUCCAGUGUAGUGGGACGGGGUUUUUAGCCUUUAAACUGGUUUUUAAUCUUUGGCUAUUGAGCAAGACGUGUUCCGUUACCACAAUAUGAACUUCUUUUUUUAACUAAAAGAUCAAAUAAGCCAAUAAAGGUGAGACCUUUGCUGUA